This is a messenger RNA of Eufriesea mexicana, 2360 nucleotides long. It is a transcript of the gene Hs6st, whose product is annotated as heparan sulfate 6-O-sulfotransferase. Gene Ontology annotation, cellular component: membrane. The transcript has 5 exons. Bases 326 to 1666 code for a protein of 446 amino acids. Lineage: Eukaryota; Metazoa; Arthropoda; Insecta; Hymenoptera; Apidae. Gene Ontology annotation, molecular function: heparan sulfate 6-sulfotransferase activity. The record is from RefSeq and is a predicted model, not a curated record.
AAAGACAAAACGUAUUGCUUUAAAUAGACAGGCAAGAGUAGUACACAAGGAUGCAUAUAUAGAUGGUUACAGCUGCGUACACUCUGUCAGUUCACACUUUUAAAUAAACUCUCGAUCUCCCCUCUUCACUUUGAGAAACUGUUACAGACGUAUGCUAGACAAUGUCCGUAAGAGAACCGCGGCGGACGACUACUAUACUGCAAGGCGUGUGGUAGGGGUACGGAUCUGUCAUGGCUGACGUUCAGUGGGAGAGUAGUUUUAGUCAGACCGCAUCAGCGAGCGGUACGUGGUGUGUUUAGUAGUGAAAAAAACAUGGGGCACGAUAAUGGGCAAACGGUUAAGCGAAGAAGGCGUUAGCGAACUCUCGGUCCUAGUAGAGGACGAUAUAUGCGAGAGGUCCGCGACGAUGGAGUCACGAGCACGGAGGACUCGGUUACGUAGCGUUGUAGGGAUAUGUUUGUUUCUCGCGCUCACGGGCAUCAUUUAUCUCGGUUACUUCUGUCCGGAUCACGUAUGUGCUCUGACAAGUCGCGAGAUCAAGGAGUCCGUAAGAUUGUCUGAGGGUCUAUCCGCUGGUCCCGGCUCCGGUUUGUCUUCCGUCUCCGUCGAAUUCGACAAAAAUGGCCUGCUCUCGGUACAUCCUGCUUUUAGAUUGCAGAGUAUUCAGGGGAGCCUUGGUUACGACGAUAUGUUUACCAAUGAUACCUUCCAAUUUGACAUCAAUGGUCACGAUGUCAUCGUUUUCUUACAUAUUCAGAAGACUGGGGGUACAUUAUUUGGGAAACAUUUAGUUCGAGAUCUGGAUCUGCAAAGACCAUGUUCUUGUCAAAGAAAGCGCAAGCGUUGUUUUUGUUUCCGUCCAAAUCGCAAUGAAAAUUGGCUUUUUUCACGAUAUUCCACUGGUUGGAAAUGCGGUCUACAUGCUGACUGGACAGAAUUGACUAGUUGCGUUGAUACUGAGUUAAAUAAAAUUGAAGGGGAUGGGAUAAAACGUAGAUAUUUCUAUAUAACUAUAAUAAGGGAUCCUGUUGCACGGUAUUUGUCUGAGUUUAGACAUGUACAACGAGGUGCAACAUGGAGAGGAGCUCGUCAUUGGUGUGGAGGAACCCAAGCAAAUAUACCACAAUGUUAUCCUGGAUCUAGUUGGCAAGGGGUUUCUUUAGAGCAGUUUAUGGCGUGUCCAUAUAAUUUGGCAAGCAACCGUCAAACAAGAAUGUUGGCUGAUCUAUCAAUUGUUGGUUGUUACAAUUCUACGCUCAGCAGCUUGGAGAGAGACCGUCUCAUGUUGGCUAGCGCUAAGCACAAUUUGCAAUUCAUGCCUUUCUUCAUGUUGACUGAAUACCAAAAAGUGGGACAAUAUUCCUUUGAAGAAACAUUUGGAAUGAGAUUUGCCGUUGCGUUUGAACAACAUAACGCGACCUUCAGCGCUACAACAAUGGCUACUUUAAGCGCGGAACAGUUAGAUGCUGUGCGUAGAUUAAACAGACUAGAUCUGGAACUUUAUGAUUUCGCAAAGAAUCUUGCGUUUCAAAGGUUCAAACGACUUAGAGAUCGCGACCCAUACUUUGUACAACGAUUUCAACACCUUGGAGAAUUACCUUCUAGGCAAAGUGCAACGGAAUUCAAUUGGGAUUCUGUCAUAGAAGAUACUACAGAUGUUGAAUGAUAUGGCAUCGUAUCCUGUAGACUUUUCUGACGAGGGAAUCACGGAACAGAACUGUCGAAGUAGUUUGUAAUUACAUUCGAUCGAGAAAAUGUUCGUCGAGAAGAUUAAAAUUCGUGUUGAACAGUGUUAUUUAACAGUUUAACUGGUCACAAAGGUAAUUUUAUUUUAAUAAACAUUUCUUUUGUUAAAAUUAUUUUAUACUAAUUCAUAGCCUAUAUACAAAAAUUGAGUAUCAAAUUUACUUAAUACAUUUUUCGUCAGAAAUUCAUAAUCGUUACGUUGAAAAUCAAAAGUAAAUUGCAUUAAGUAUAUACGAUCGUGUGCUUAUUUGAUGUAUUAGAAUUACACGUGCAAUAAGACUCAAUGGGUUACCAUUAUAAAUAUUUCAUAUUAUCCAGUCAUGAAAUAAAUGUAAUAUAACCUAUAUAUAUUAGAUAUAUUAAGUAGUUGCAAAUGCAAAUGCUCUCUAGCCGCGUAUUCAGUUGCGCAAAUGAUUCACGAAUAUUUACGAACCUCUUCAGCAGUUGAAUGAGAUACAAAAUACAAACAAACAAACGAAAAUAUUCACGAGUGCUUAUGAAUAUUGUCGAUAUUCUAAAUAAAAUUUCUUCAUAUUUGCGCUUAUUGGAAUCAAAAGAAUACCGUGUAUAAAUAUGUUCGUUAAAUGAUGUAAAUGAUCGUUAUAAUUGUUCAA